This is a messenger RNA of Neodiprion virginianus, 2710 nucleotides long. It is a transcript of the gene Droj2, whose product is annotated as dnaJ homolog subfamily A member 1. Gene Ontology annotation, molecular function: Hsp70 protein binding; ATP binding. Bases 266 to 1468 code for a protein of 400 amino acids. The record is from RefSeq and is a predicted model, not a curated record. The transcript has 5 exons. Gene Ontology annotation, cellular component: cytoplasm; cytosol. Lineage: Eukaryota; Metazoa; Arthropoda; Insecta; Hymenoptera; Diprionidae. Gene Ontology annotation, biological process: protein refolding; response to heat.
UCGCAUCGUGUGACGUCCAUUGCUGCCUGAAGAAAUUUCGAGAACGUGACAACGGUAAUAUUCGUGACAAACCGUCGCAAGUUCCGUAGUUUUUCGCUGUCAUUUCUGGCGAGAGUUUCACCGUCGUCAACCAGCAGCGCCUUUUGUUGCUGUCACAGGUAAAACUGCUACGUAAAGCUACAGGUAAUUACGGUAACUUCAGCGAAACAAAUCUUAUCCCAACAAGGGUCGAUAUUCGGAGAGAAGCAGUAGACCUUGCGCAAUCAUGGUGAAAGAAACAACGUUCUACGAUGUUCUCGGUGUGAAACCUGGCUGCGCUCAGGAAGACCUAAAAAAAGCCUACAGGAAACUCGCUCUGAAAUAUCAUCCUGACAAAAAUCCAAAUGAAGGGGAGAGGUUCAAGCAAAUUUCACAAGCGUACGAAGUGUUGUCGAAUCCAGAAAAGAAGCGUAUAUAUGACCAAGGAGGAGAACAGGCAUUGAAAGAAGGAGGAAUGAGUGGUGGAGGUUUCUCUUCCCCCAUGGACAUCUUUGAUAUGUUCUUUGGGGGUGGAUUUGGCGGUGGUAGAGGAGGUCGUCGAAGAGAGCGAAAGGGCCAGGAUGUUAUUCAUCAGCUCUCUGUAUCUCUCGAAGAACUUUACAAGGGGACUGUACGGAAAUUGGCUCUACAAAAAAAUGUUAUUUGUGACAAGUGCGAAGGGAUCGGUGGUAAGAAAGGUUCGGUAGAGCAAUGCCCUACCUGCCGCGGUUCUGGGAUGCAGGUACAAAUUCAGCAACUUGCACCGGGAAUGAUCCAACAGCUUCAAUCGAUGUGCUCUGACUGCAAAGGGCAGGGAGAGCGUAUUAACCCUCGUGACAGAUGCAAGCAUUGCAAUGGACGUAAGACUGUGCGAGAUAGAAAAAUACUCGAGGUUCACGUUGACAAGGGUAUGGUGGACGGGCAGAAAAUUGUAUUCACUGGAGAAGGUGAUCAGGAGCCUGAGCUAGAACCAGGCGAUAUUGUUAUUCUCCUUGAUGAGAAGGAGCACGAGGUUUUCAAACGAACGGGUAACGAUUUGAUCAUGAGGAUGCAGUUGGAGCUGGUUGAGGCACUGUGCGGUUUUCAAAAAGUAAUUCGCACUCUCGAUGACCGUGAUUUGGUCGUGACAUGCAUCCCGGGUGAAGUGACAAAGCAUGGCGACGUCAAAUGCGUUUUAAACGAGGGAAUGCCGGUUUACAAGGAUCCCUUCACGAGGGGUCGGCUCAUCAUUCAAUUCGUCGUUAACUUCCCGAAGAUUAUAGACCCUGUAAUGAUUCCAGCCCUUGAGCAAUGCUUACCUCCUAGAGAAGAAGUUAUGAUUCCCGACGGCGCCGAAGAAUGUAUGCUGACGGACUUGGACCCCGAGCAAGAAUCGAGACGGCGAAACACGCGGCAAGUUUACGAGGAGGACGAGGGUGGACCGUCUCGCGUUCAGUGCGCCACUCACUAACCGAAUAUUAAUGUUAAGAGCUCUAUUUCUAUUUUAUUCUCUACCUCGUUUAUACACCUUGCGCACCUUAACUACACCUCAAGAAUUCGGUAAUAACGUGGGGGGCGAUAAUUUUUUUUUUCGUAUGAACGUGAUCAUCCGGCAGUGUGCUGCCAAGCGGUUUUGCUGAUGAAACCAUAAAAAUGGUAUGGCGUGAGGCGCCGUGGUGGCGUUUAGCGUAUUUGACUAAAUUUAAACCUGAGGUUUAGUUACUUGCAAUUACUUGGCUAUUACGUUACGAAAUUUAUUUAUUCUCAAUUUACAGUGGCGAAAGUUAAGUAGUUCGUUUUCUUUUUUUUUUCUUAUUUUUGUCUCUUAAUUCUCAGGUAAAUUCCAAUUGACGCGUCAUGCCAUCUUUGCUGACUUGAGAGAUUCCUCGGAAUUGAUCUGAUACAACAAAUAAGAGUUGAAACUAUUUCACAAAAAUGUAAGUGUUUUCAUAACAUUACCUUUCCGCGAUUAUAGAUAUUUCAAAUUCUUUUUCACCUUGCGAUCAAACCCGUUUCCACGAUGAUAUAUUUCUAGUUUUGCUGAUUUGCAAAAUAUACGUAGAAAUAAUUUAUUUAACGCUGCUAAACUAAACUUAUGUAUACGGCAUAUUGGCGUUUAUAAAUUGUGCAUUAAGCAAAUGUGACAGGAAAAAUUGGAACCAUUGAGCAAUAUUCAAAUACCAGUCGAUGGAGUAAAUAAAUGUACACCGACAGACUCUGUCAGCUUCUAGUAAGAACGUGCCAAUGUUCCCCUACGCAGGUAGAUAUAGUAGCUAUAUAGCGAAACUGAUUCAUUUUGAAUCAAGGCUUUCUAGAUUGUGAUUGUAAGACCAUUUGUUGAAAAUUUCACAAUGACUGAAGCUAUUCCUUUCUCGUUCCUUUAAAUUAUCACUACAUGUCUCGUCGCAGGUAAUAACUUGGUUAAAAAAUUAUCUCAUUUUCGUUACUUUCGCUAGCGAUAGGUGAUAGUGAUUGUCUCUGGUGAUUGUCAUACUUUGAUUAGAAAAUAACAAUAAUGAUAAUAAUUAUAAAUGAAUCAUAGGCAAAUUAAUCAAUGGGUUACCAUAUGGUGCUCGUUAUUGUUUCACUGAUCUGUGGUAAGGAUCCGUAAAAUUGAAUAGGAGCGUGACACGUAAUACUAAAUGAAUGUCUCCAUAAUUGUUUUACGAUUGAAUUACAUAAAUGGUAUACCUUGAGUGUAUUGCAACUGUGA